Cyprinus carpio (common carp) is the source of this 492-nucleotide messenger RNA. RefSeq names its product neurotoxin 3FTx-RI-like. NCBI's taxonomy places the organism in Eukaryota, Metazoa, Chordata, Actinopteri, Cypriniformes, Cyprinidae. The transcript is spliced from 4 exons. Bases 145 to 429 code for a protein of 94 amino acids. The record is from RefSeq and is a predicted model, not a curated record.
UGACAGGGCUUGGUUUGUUUGCAGAAAGACAAAGAGAGAGAGGAGGGAGCUGAUAAGAAACUGUAGGAUAAAGGUGAGGUUUCAUAUAGACAUACAGACUGACAGAAGAAGAACAGUUUGACUCAGCCCAAAGCAGUACGAAGAAUGAUGAAGUUCCUGGUAUUGGCUGUUGUUCUCAUGCUGGUCGUGACAGGCGGCUCGGCCCUCGACUGCCUGCACUGUGUCCCAGCAAAAGCAGGAGGGGCCUGCGAGAUCACCACCGAAACCUGCCCCUCAGACAAAGACGCAUGUGCUGCUGCCAAGUUCCGAAGAAGUCCAUACGGUCAUUACCAAAAGUGCAUGUCCAUGUCAGGCUGUGAGAUGGUGAAACAGAACGCUUACAUCAACAUCAAGUGCUGUCAGAAGGAUUUCUGCAACACCUUUGACUGAUCUGCCGCUGCCAUAAAUCAGCAUGACUCAUAAAACAGCUUUCAAUAAAAUACAUUACACAUG